Colletotrichum destructivum is the source of this 1446-nucleotide messenger RNA. RefSeq names its product Putative ammonium transporter, ammonium/urea transporter. Gene Ontology annotation, molecular function: ammonium channel activity. The coding region runs from base 1 to 1446 and encodes 481 amino acids. The record is from RefSeq and is a predicted model, not a curated record. Gene Ontology annotation, biological process: ammonium transmembrane transport. Lineage: Eukaryota; Fungi; Ascomycota; Sordariomycetes; Glomerellales; Glomerellaceae. The transcript is spliced from 5 exons. Gene Ontology annotation, cellular component: plasma membrane.
AUGGCGGAAGUCAUCCCGGUGACGGAGUUUCCAGACUAUGCCGUCGACCCGACGGGCGGCAACCCCAUUACACAUGAUCUCAAUGCACCAUACGAUAAGGGCGACCUCUGCUGGGUCCUCGUGUGUACCAUCUUGUGCUGGCAGAUCACGCCGGCCAUCGGCUUCCUCUACGCCGGGAUGCACCGGAGGAAGGCCGCGUUGACAAUGGUCCUACAAUCUCUCUUUUGCGCUUCUGCCUGCGGCCUGCAGUAUUGGAUAUACGGUGCCUCGCUCUACCAGUCCCGGACGACAAACCCGAUCCUCGGCGACAUGUCGCUUGCGGCCUUCCACAACAUCCUAGCCUCCCCUUCUUUUGCCAACAGCGAUGUUCCGGAUAUCCUCUAUGCUGCUUUCGGGUUCACUUUCGUGACGGCGACGGCCAUGAUCUUGGCCGGUGCCAUGCUUGAGCGCGGCCGCCUCUGGCCGAGCAUGUUUUUCCUUCUCUGCUGGACGACCUUCGUCUACUACGUCCUGGCCUACUGGGAAUGGAACCCCAGCGGCUGGCUCUACAAGCUGGGUCUUUACGACUUCGCCGGGUCCGGCCCAGUUCACAUCGCCAGCGGUUUCGGGGCUCUCGCCUGGUCCAUGAUGCUAGGCCCACGCAUCGACGACAGCGGCAACGGCGGCAACGCGACGGAGAAGAGGAGGCGCGUCCCGCACUUCAAGGCACACAACCCGCUCCUCAUGACCCUUGGAACCGUCCUGAUCUGGUUCGGAUGGUUCGCCUUCAAUGGCGCCAGCACGGCGAACCUCAGCCUGCGGUCCGUCUACGUUGUCGUGAACACCAACUUCGCCGCCUGCGGUGGUGGCGUCACUUGGGUCUUGCUGGACUACCUCUAUAUCAAGAAGUUUAGCCUGGUUGGCUUCUGCUCCGGCAUCAUCUCAGGCUUGGUCGGGAUCACUCCGGCAGCCGGGUUUGUUCUCGUUUACGUGUCACCGGUGGUCGGCAUGAUCACCGCCGUCUGCUGCUUCUACACGGUCCGCUACCAGCACUUCCUCCGCGUCGACGACGGCCUCGACAUCUUCGCGAUCCACGGCGUCGGCGGCUACGUCGGCGACGUCCUGACCGGCUUCUUCGCCCACAAGAUGGUCCCGGCCCUCGACGGGGUCAGCGGCGACACGUACGCGGGCGGUUGGUGGAACGGCAACUUCCGGCAGAUGGGCCUGCAGCUGGCCGGCGCGACGACCUGCGCCGCCUGGUCCUUUUUCGUCUCGUGCAUCCUGCUGUUCGCCAUCAACAGGAUCCCCGGGAUGCACCUCCGCGCGAGCGAGGAGGACGAGAUGCGCGGCCUCGACUUUGCGUACAUCGAGGAGGCCUUCUCGGACUACGACGACGGCAGCCUGUUGAUCCACAACGGCCAGGCUGUGGAGACGGGAGCUCCGGCGAGCUUUUCCAAGAGCUCGUAG